This is a messenger RNA of Aspergillus melleus, 978 nucleotides long. RefSeq names its product putative glycerol dehydrogenase (GldB) (gene gldB). Gene Ontology annotation, cellular component: cytosol. The record is from RefSeq and is a predicted model, not a curated record. The transcript has 2 exons. The coding region runs from base 1 to 978 and encodes 325 amino acids. Lineage: Eukaryota; Fungi; Ascomycota; Eurotiomycetes; Eurotiales; Aspergillaceae. Gene Ontology annotation, molecular function: aldose reductase (NADPH) activity.
AUGUCGAACGGAGUCACUUUCGAGCUCAGCAAUGGCGUCAAGAUCCCCGGUGUCGGUUUCGGUACCUUCGCCAGCGAGGGUGCGUCCGGCGAGACCUACCGCGCCGUCAUGUGCGCCCUGAAGACCGGCUACCGUCACCUGGAUUGCGCCUGGUUCUACCUGAACGAGGGCGAGGUCGGUGACGCUCUCCGCGACUUCCUCAAGGAGACCCCCUCCGUCAAGCGUGAGGACAUCUUCAUCUGCACCAAGGUCUGGAACCACCUCCACCGCUACGAGGACGUCCUGUGGUCGGUCGAGAACUCCCUCCAGAAGCUCCAGGUCGAUUACAUUGACCUGUUCCUGGUCCACUGGCCCAUUGCCGCCGAGAAGGAGACCCAGGAGAAGCCCAAGAUUGGCCCUGAUGGAAAGUACGUGAUCCUCAAGGAUCUCACCGAGAACCCCGAGCCCACGUGGCGCGCCAUGGAGAAGAUCUACGAGGACAAGAAGGCUCGCGCCAUCGGUGUCUCCAACUGGACCAUCGACGGUCUGGAGAAGCUGCAGAAGUUCGCCAAGGUCAAGCCUCACCUUAACCAGAUCGAGAUCCACCCCUUCCUGCCCAACGAGAAGCUGGUGCAGUACUGCUUCAAGAACGGCAUCAUGCCCGAGGCCUACUCUCCCCUGGGCUCGCAGAACCAGGUCCCCACCACCGGCGAGCGAGUUAGCGAGAACAAGACCCUGAACGACAUCGCCAACAAGGGUGGCAACACCCUGGCCCAGGUGCUUAUCGCCUGGGGUCUGCGUCGUGGCUACGUCGUGCUGCCCAAGAGCUCCAACCCCGCUCGUAUCGAGUCCAACUUCAAGAGCAUCGAGCUCUCGGACGCCGACUUCGAGGCCGUCAACAAGGUGGCCGAGGGCCGUCACUUCCGCUUCGUCAACAUGAAGGAUACCUUCGGAUACGACGUGUGGCCGGAGGAGACCGCCAAGAACCUGUCUGCUUAG